AUGGAAUUAUUGGUACCUAUCAACAAUCGUCAGUACUCUUGGCUCAAUCAUGCCAAGGAAUCAGUUUACACUUUACCUAAUAUCAUCAUAUCUGCCUUUACCACCAGCGACCCGGAAACUUGGUUCUUGCCCGAAGAGUUACAUGAUGUUGAUUUAGGAGAUGAUGAUGACAUGCAGGUAGACACUGGCCAUGCUGGUAGCCUAUUUGAGGCCGAAGACCAUUAUGACCUCCCAAUCCGACAAUUUCCGCCACCCUCUUAUGCUCAGCCUAUGGGAGCACACUUCGAGCCACAACAUGAGUACCAGUCCUAUCAACAACACAACGAGCCCGAACCUGAGUAUCCUCUUGAUAUAUAUACAGUCAGAUUGCGGCCUUGUGCCUCCAAGGCAACCGAAAUACAGCAACCAUUCGACGCAUCGAGGAGAAGCAAGCUCGCACCAAUAACUACAUAUAGGAUCUUUGGCAUCAUUUUCAGUCUGAAGGCGGUUACCGUCCUCGCGGGCCUCCUCCACCUUGAUCCUGUUACGAUCCUUCCUUACUCUCAUCCUAAGUAUUAA
Molecule: messenger RNA, 558 nt
Organism: Lactuca virosa
Lineage: Eukaryota; Viridiplantae; Streptophyta; Magnoliopsida; Asterales; Asteraceae
Source: the annotation of a GenBank genome assembly